UGAACCGUCUCCUUUUAAGCAAGCACCGACGCCAUCUUAUACGACAAAGAGUGACUGCAAAUUACAGUUAAAAUAUAUCUUUUUCAUCAUGUCUACGCCAACAAAACCGCCAAUGGAAGCAAAGAAAGAAGAUUCAAAAUCAGAAGAUAACAAAAAUCAAAUGCAGGGAAACAAAAAUAACCCAGAACAGCAGGGAAAACCACAAGACAACCGUGGAGGAAACCAACGCGGUGGUCGUGGUGGAUAUCGCGGCGGUGGCAGGGGUGGUGGCCCAGGCGACAGGAAUCAGAGAGGCGGUAGAGGGGGUGGUGGUGGUGGGAACAGAGGCCGCGGCGGAAUGAAUCGUGGUGGUGGUGGUGGGGGAGGAGGGGGUGACAGACGAGGAGGAAACCAGGGUCAGUUUGGCCAAGGGGGUGGCUUUAGGCAGAAUGAACUACAAAUGAAUGUCAUGGCUCAAGAUGCUGGCCCCAAAGAACCCAAAAAGUUCACAGGCAGAUGUCGAUUGUUCGUUGGCAAUGUUACAUCAGAGACAUCAGAGGAGGAAUUCAAAGAACUGUUUUCCAAGUAUGGUGAAACUGGAGAGAUGUUUUUGAAUGGGUCAAAAGGUUUUGGAUUUAUACGCUUGGACUACAGACAUAACGCAGAGGCAGCAAAGGCAGCAUUAGACGGAAGUCAGCACAAGGGGAGAACACUGCGAGUCAGAUUCUCUAAUCAGGGCUCAGCCAUCAAGGUUAAGAAUCUCUCUCCGUUUGUUUCUAAUGAGCUCCUAGAGAUGGCCAUGCAGCAGUUUGGGGAAAUAGAACGAGCAGUAGUUGUAGCCGAUGACAGGGGAAGGUCCACUGGUGAGGGCAUCGUAGAGUUUGCCCGGAAACCAGGUGCUCAGCAAGCUCUGAAACGCAUAAAUGACGGUGUAUUCCUAUUGACCACGUCUCCAAGACCAAUUGCUGCUGAAAACUUAGAGGCCAAAGAUGAAGAUGAUGGUCUCCCUGAAAGAUUCUUGCCAAAAAAUCAACAGUUCCAGGCAGAAAGAGAGAAGGAACCCAGAUUUGCACCCCCAGGAUCAUUUGAGUACAGGUUUGGUCUGAAGUACAGAGAGAUUGAUGAGAUGGAGAAACAGCAGAUAGAGAGAGUCAAGCAGGAAAUGGACCAGCAGAGACUGAAACUGGAGAAUGAAAUGGAGGGAGCCAUGUUUGAUUUCCAGGCUGAACAAAUUAGGGCAGACUUACUGAGACAGCAGGAAGAACUUCGUCGUUUAGAGGAAAUGAAAACAGAAAAAAUGAGGCGCAGACAGGAAUUUGACUACAGGUUUGAAGAAGAGCAGAGAAUGAUGAUGGAUGAUGACAGACAACAGAUGAUGAGAGGGGGGCGGCCAGGCAUGGACCAGCCUGGUGGCAGCAUGCUGAGAAAUGAAGGCCAGAGAGGAGGAGGAGGGGCACCUCUCCCCCCUCCCCCUGCACCCCCCGCAGGGAUGGGCUUUGACACGGCUGACCAGAUGCCAAGCAGCUCCUUUGGCAAAAAGGGAGGUGAUAAGGGAGACAACAGAACGAGUCGUUUUGAUUCUAAUGCUGGUAAUUUCGGAGGUAACUCAUCCAAUUUCGGAAGCCACCCAGGAGGCAAUGUGCCUAACCAGGGUGGUAUGUUUGGAAAUAACCGAAAUAUGGGUGGGAUGGGAAAUCGAAAUGAUAGGAGGAGAGAUAUGGGAAAUGUAGGCGGGCCAAGGGAUGACUACGGCGAUAUGAAGAGAAUGAGGCGAUUUUAAUCUAGUGUUUAAUCUACAUCACCAAAACGCUUGUGAAAUAGACUUAUUUGACCUAUGAUCUGAUUUUAUCCUUGGAUUGUUGUCAAGUGCUUGAUUUGUAGAUGUUCUAGCACUAUACAUUGGAGAAUCUAACGUUCAUAACUAUGAAGAAGAAAUCUGUUUGAUAUAUUGAUUAUUUUCUUAAGAAGAUAUUUUAUCCUGUAAAAUAGAUAUUUUAAUAUGGAAGAGGAAUACUUUUAGCCAUUUCUAAAUAAAGCCAUAGAAAUGGAACUACCGGUAUAGACUUUGCUUUUGAAAUGAAAGCAAACUUUAUUAUAGUAAAUGUUGUGUAUUAAAUGAAAGGAAAAAAAUCAUGCCAUGUGUAUCUUGAUAAUUGAUGUCAUUAUUUGUAAUUCAUUGUAUCAUACAUUAAUAAAGAUUGGAGUCUAUAUAAGUCA
Messenger RNA from Saccostrea cuccullata (small rock oyster), 2196 nucleotides. Its product is annotated as non-POU domain-containing octamer-binding protein-like. Gene Ontology annotation, cellular component: nucleus. The record is from RefSeq and is a predicted model, not a curated record. Lineage: Eukaryota; Metazoa; Mollusca; Bivalvia; Ostreida; Ostreidae. Bases 89 to 1759 code for a protein of 556 amino acids. The transcript has 8 exons. Gene Ontology annotation, molecular function: RNA binding. Gene Ontology annotation, biological process: regulation of DNA-templated transcription.